GGUCCGUCUCCUGGCGCCGCGGCGGGAAAUCCAACGGGCUCCUCCCGGCCGCCGCCUCCUACAGCCCUCGCGCGCCUGCCCCGGUCGGCCUGCUGAGAUGGAGGAGGACGAGGCGGCCGAAGAGCAGCAGCGAUUCUCCUACCGACAGGUACAGGAAAGCCGGGCCCCGGCCUGGCUGGAGGAGGACGGCGUCGGGCUUCUGGAGAGGGAAGGGCCCCGCGGCCGGGCGCUGCUCGGGGAACGUCCCCCGGGGCGGAGGGCGCGCUCGGGCCGUCUGCGCCUGCGCCAGCUGGGCUGCCGCGGGGGGUGCUGGGAGGCGGUCUCCAUGUGCGGUACGAAGCCAGGCCUCCCUCUAGACGUGUGGACAUCCCGGAAGUUGCUGUUGCCCCGGACAACCGUGCGUGCGUGCGUGCGUGCGGGUGCCCCGGCCGGUCUCACCAGCAGAUGGAGGACCCCAUCAUCAGGCACUAUCCGUGACACACCUCUUGGCCAAAAUUUUGCCAGAGACCUUGAGAUGUUUGCAAGACAUGCGAAAAGAAGCACAAUUAACACGGAAGAUGUGAAGCUCUUAGCCAGGAGGAGUAAUUCACUGCUAAAAUACAUCACAGAGAAAAGCGAGGAGCUCACUCAGUUUAACUCAGAACAAAGAGCAAAAAAGAAGAAGAAGUCAGAGGAAGAAAACAAGAAGUCGGCGGAGCCAGCAGAGGCCGCAGCAGCAGAAAGCGACCCUUCGACUCUGUAGCCGCCACUGGCAAAGACGCCUUCAGCACGGAGGGUUGCCAAGAGCCUGCGUUGCCACCAAGGGAUUUUCUAAGGGAUCGGUAGAGAUUUUAAAAAAAAAGGCUCAGAGGCUGUCUGUGCUUCGUUCUCAGUCAUCAGCUGCCGGAGCUGGUGUCAAAGAGACCGGGGACUCCAGCAAAAUACCCCCCCCCCCCACCGACAUGGGCAGCUCGAGCAGGCGAAGAUCAGAAAUCCUAUCUGAUCCUAAUAAAAUUGUGUCAGCAGUUUAAA
This is a messenger RNA of Suricata suricatta (meerkat), 1011 nucleotides long. It is a transcript of the gene CENPS, whose product is annotated as centromere protein S. The coding region runs from base 98 to 742 and encodes 214 amino acids. The transcript has 5 exons. NCBI's taxonomy places the organism in Eukaryota, Metazoa, Chordata, Mammalia, Carnivora, Herpestidae. Gene Ontology annotation, molecular function: protein heterodimerization activity; chromatin binding. Gene Ontology annotation, cellular component: FANCM-MHF complex; Fanconi anaemia nuclear complex. Gene Ontology annotation, biological process: resolution of meiotic recombination intermediates; replication fork processing. The record is from RefSeq and is a predicted model, not a curated record.